UCAAGAUUUUUCCUGUUUAUUUUUUGUCUUCCAAGUUUUCAACUUUUUCCUCUGUUACAGGUGGAAGGCGAAGUUGAAAUAGUGGGUAUAGUUCGGAAUUCUGAAAAGCGUGCCCCCUUUGGGGCUAAGAAUGAUCCUAACAGUAGGUUUUACCAUUACCGAGACGUUGAUAACAUGGCUAGAUUCUGCGGGACAGCUCCAGUGUUUCUAGAUGCCACUGAUGAGAGCUCUGUUCCAGGAGGUCCAAUUGGUGGACAAACUAAAGUAUCAUUAAGAAAUGAACAUUUUUCCUACAUCCUCACGUGGUAUUCCUUGUCAGCUCUAACAUCCUUUAUGUGGUACAGAAGAUUUGUGCGAGGCUUACCUCUCAUGUGAAACAGUACAUCUAAUAGAGAAAUGGUGUAUAUUUAAAUAAACAUAAUGCUGCAUUUAAAUAGUAUGUUGAGCUUAAAGAUUUAGUUUGUAUUAAUUCUUGGUCUUUAUUAAUUUAUAUUUUUUUUUUUGCCUUUUCAAGUUACUAAUAUGUUUUUUCUAAUUUCAUUUUAAGAACAGAGAACCAAAAUAU
Messenger RNA from Limulus polyphemus (Atlantic horseshoe crab), 565 nucleotides. RefSeq names its product surfeit locus protein 1-like. NCBI's taxonomy places the organism in Eukaryota, Metazoa, Arthropoda, Merostomata, Xiphosura, Limulidae. Gene Ontology annotation, cellular component: mitochondrion; membrane. The transcript is spliced from 4 exons. The record is from RefSeq and is a predicted model, not a curated record. Gene Ontology annotation, biological process: mitochondrial respiratory chain complex IV assembly. The annotation marks the transcript as partial.